AUGGCGACGGAGAAUCAUUCCUUUGAGCUCGCCAAAGGCAUCAAUGGCCUCGGCAAAAUCGUCCUCCGCGAGUCUCGCAGCCGCUCCGCCGAGGUAUACUUGUAUGGUGGUCAUGUGACUUCGUGGAAGAAUGAGAACGGAGAAGAGUUGCUUUACCUCAGCAGCAAGGCUAUAUUCAAGCCUCCAAAACCAAUCCGUGGAGGGAUUCCCCUUUGCUUUCCACAAUUCAGUAACCUUGGUACACUCGAAUCACAUGGAUUCGCUAGAAACAGGAUCUGGGAAGUUGAUGCUAGCCCACCUCCUUUGCCAACGAACUCUUCUUCUAAUGCUUUCGUUGACCUGAUCCUGAGGCCAACUGAAGACGAUCUAAAGACAUGGCCUCACAAUUUUGAGUUCCGGAUGAGGGUGAACUUGGGAUCUGAAGGAGAAUUGACACUAACAUCUCGUAUCAGGAACACAAACUCUGAUGGAAAGCCGUUUACAUUCACUUUUGCUUAUCACACCUAUUUCUCUGUCUCUGACAUCAGUGAAGUACGGGUUGAAGGAUUGGAGACGCUGGACUAUCUAGACAACUUAAAGAGCAGAGAACGUUUUACGGAGCAAGGAGAUGCUAUUACUUUUGAAUCUGAAAUUGACAAGAUAUACCUAAGCACUCCUACAAAGAUUGCUAUUUUGGACCACGAGAAAAAGAGAACCUUCGUUGUACGCAAGGACGGGCUUGCUGAUGCAGUGGUGUGGAAUCCUUGGGAUAAGAAGUCAAAGACAAUAUCAGACUUGGGAGAUGAAGACUAUAAGCAUAUGUUAUGUGUUGAAGCUGCAGCUGUGGAAAGACCGAUCACAUUAAAACCGGGUGAAGAAUGGAAGGGAAGACUCGAGCUCUCUGCGGUUCCUUCUAGUUACUCCAGUGGACAGCUUGACCCCAAGAAAGUCCUCCAAUGA
Molecule: messenger RNA, 939 nt
Organism: Eruca vesicaria subsp. sativa (arugula)
Lineage: Eukaryota; Viridiplantae; Streptophyta; Magnoliopsida; Brassicales; Brassicaceae
Source: the annotation of a GenBank genome assembly